Messenger RNA from Dicentrarchus labrax (European seabass), 1207 nucleotides. It is a transcript of the gene tsfm, whose product is annotated as Ts translation elongation factor, mitochondrial. Gene Ontology annotation, molecular function: protein binding; translation elongation factor activity. The coding region runs from base 89 to 1015 and encodes 308 amino acids. The record is from RefSeq and is a predicted model, not a curated record. The transcript is spliced from 6 exons. Gene Ontology annotation, biological process: mitochondrial translational elongation. Gene Ontology annotation, cellular component: mitochondrial matrix. Lineage: Eukaryota; Metazoa; Chordata; Actinopteri; Moronidae.
UUUGGCCCUACGCGGCUUCCUUACACAGCGUGGAUGUCAAUGACAUUCUGAGCUUUUAUAAGUCAGUGCACUUCUACAGACUGUGAAGAUGUCUUUACCCCUCUUAUUCAGAACAAUUAGAAGAGACAUUGCAAAGGUGAGCGUUUGCCAGCAUGUACAGUCGUUGCACACAGGUUGUCAGCUGCUGGCAGCUGAGAAAGCCCUCCUGAUGAAACUACGGAAAAGCACCGGCUACACUUUCACUAACUGCAAGAAAGCCCUGGAGAAGUUUGAUAAUGACAUAGCACAGGCAGAGACCUGGCUACACGAGCAGGCCCAGAAGGAGGGCUGGAUCAAAGCAAACAAGCUGGAGGGUCGUAGGGCCAAAGAGGGUCUGAUUGGUCUGUUUAUAGGAGAUAAAGAUGCAGUUAUGGUGGAGGUUAACUGUGAGACAGACUUUGUUGCUCGCAAUGAGAAGUUCCAGCAGCUGGUUAAGGAUGUGGUGUUUGCCACCUUGGCUCACCACCAGAGUAAAGGCCAAAGCAAGGCGGGAUAUGUGAAGAGUAUCCUGGCAGGUGAGGAGUUGAGCAAACUCAGUGUGGAAGGAACUUCACUUGCUGACAAGGUGGCCCUCACAAUAGGUCGCCUCGGUGAGAACAUGUCAGUGAAGCAGGCAGUGACAGUGGGCGUUCCUGCUGAGUGGCAGAUCGGCUCGUAUGUACACGGUGGUGUGAGCGGACAGACCGAGGUGCCCAUGGGUCGGUACGGCGCUCUGGUUGUAUUUCAGGGUGGAAAGGAGGGAGAGCAGGAAGUUCUGGGACGUAAGCUGGGACAGCACAUAGUGGGAGAGGCCCCUGUGUCCCUGGGCAAUAUGGAUGACCUGCCCUGUGGGGAAAGUGAGACACGCCUGCUGCCUCAGACCUUCCUGGGAGACUCCAGCAAGACUGUGGCACAGUUCCUCAGGGGUCAACAGGCUCGAGUGCUGGACUUUGUCCGAUUUCAAUGUGGCGAGAAAGCCAGUGAAGAAGCAGAAUGAAGGGAGGGAAAUAAUUUAUCUAAAUGAUUCAUUGUGUGUCUUUAUUUGAUAUGAAGAUGAAACGCAAUUACCCAUUUAUUCUGUAACAUUCAGACGGUCACACAGUGUCAUUCAUGAGUUUGAUAUGCAGGCCUGCUUGUUUCAUAUUGGUGAUGAAAUUGCCCAUCCAACAAUAAAUGUUUUUUUUCUUGA